AUGUUGCUGCUGUUGAUGAUAUUGUUGCUGCUGUUGAUGUUGUUGCUGCUGUUGCUGCUGUUGAUGUUGUUGUUGCUGUUGAUGUUGUUGUUUCAUCCCCCCCAUCCAUACAGUGUACGGAUGGAGUCUACCUUCUUUCUGACGGUUUCCUCAUCUUUAAAGACAACCUUGAAUUCUAUUUUUCCCAAAACAAUUCCGUUCGUUACUGCACUUUCCUGCAUAAUAGAAACUUUAAAUUUUAUUUUACCUUUAUCUACCCUUUCCGUAGUAGCAGCAGCGGUAGCACGGGUAGUAGGACUACUAGUAGAACCUUAUCGUAUAAGCGUAUUCCGUAGCCAUAUUCAUAAAAUAAAAAAUAAAAAUACAUCGCGAGAUGGAAUCAAUUACAUUGACGUGUAAUAAAGUAGUAGGAAUAAAAAUAAUAGCUUUAUUAAAUAAAAGUAUGACUAGUAU
Messenger RNA from Halteromyces radiatus, 453 nucleotides. RefSeq lists its product as uncharacterized. The record is from RefSeq and is a predicted model, not a curated record. Lineage: Eukaryota; Fungi; Mucoromycota; Mucoromycetes; Mucorales; Cunninghamellaceae. The transcript has 2 exons. Bases 1 to 399 code for a protein of 132 amino acids.